Lotus japonicus is the source of this 781-nucleotide messenger RNA. Its product is annotated as 40S ribosomal protein S26-3-like. Lineage: Eukaryota; Viridiplantae; Streptophyta; Magnoliopsida; Fabales; Fabaceae. Gene Ontology annotation, cellular component: cytosolic small ribosomal subunit; ribosome. The coding region runs from base 154 to 543 and encodes 129 amino acids. The transcript has 5 exons. Gene Ontology annotation, biological process: translation. The record is from RefSeq and is a predicted model, not a curated record. Gene Ontology annotation, molecular function: mRNA binding; structural constituent of ribosome.
UGGGCCAAGAAUGACUAGAAACACCAUGAUGGGCCCAAUGUCGAAGAAUUCAGUGAAUACUAUAUACCUUGUCCAUCUCAAGUCUCAGUAGCCGCACACUAACCCUAAUUUCUGAAAAGAGCGCUCGAGAGGAGAGGAGGUUCUUCGGGAAUCAUGACAUUCAAGCGCAGAAAUGGUGGCCGCAACAAGCACGGUCGUGGUCAUGUGAAAUUCAUUCGAUGCUCCAACUGCGGAAAGUGCUGCCCCAAGGACAAGGCCAUCAAGAGGUUCCUCGUUAGAAACAUUGUUGAACAGGCUGCAGUUAGGGAUGUUCAGGAAGCUUGUGUCUAUGAUCAAUACACUCUUCCUAAGCUGUAUGUGAAGAUGCAGUACUGUGUUUCCUGUGCCAUCCACUCUCAUGUUGUCAGGGUUCGUUCUCGCACUGAUAGGAGGAAGCGUGACCCUCCUCAGCGUUUCAUCAGGCGCAGGGAUGAUGCACCAAGGCCUGGUCAGCCUGGCCAAGCUCCUCGUCCUGCUGGAGUUGGAGCUCCUCCCCGUGCUUAAAAGCAAAUGUCAAGAUUUCUGGCCUUCUUGGGAUCUAGUUUGAUCAUAUGAAAGCUUACUUGUCUUUGUUAUAUUUAAGAAUUUUGGCCUUGCUGGAUCAAUUUUAAGAUGUUUUAUUUUCUUCUAAUUGUUUGUUUUAGUCCUUGGUCAAUAGACUCCCUUGCAUUUUGGUUUGUCAUAUUUUUGGUGGUAUGAUAAUGGACCUGGAUAUAUUAUUAAUUCGCCUAUUCACUUUUCA